This is a messenger RNA of Trichomonas vaginalis G3, 996 nucleotides long. Its product is annotated as keratin-associated protein family. Bases 1 to 996 code for a protein of 331 amino acids. The record is from RefSeq and is a predicted model, not a curated record. The transcript has a single exon. NCBI's taxonomy places the organism in Eukaryota, Parabasalia, Trichomonadida, Trichomonadidae.
AUGAACAAAGUUUUGAAAUCUCAUAAACACAACAUCUCCGAUAUAAAUGAACUUCAAACUUCUUUAGACAGUAAAGCCGACAAGAACCAUACACAUAAAUCCUUCACUACUGUUAGAGCAGACGACAUAAUAUUGAACUUUGACCUUGGUUCAAGUGCACCAUUAGAAAAUCCAAGUACAAGCGUAAAAGAUACACUAAACUCCUUAAAUAACAAAUGUAUGAACAUUGAAAGUCAUGCCAGAAACUUUGAAGCACAUGAACUACCAGCAAUGUUAGAUAAGAAAGCUGACAAGAACCAUACACAUACAAGUUUUACAACUGUUGGUAUAGAAAGUAUUGAAGGAACGGUUGAAGAAACUGGUGGGGAUGCAUUAUAUUGUAAACCUCCUAACUUUCCACAAGGUUUAACAUCGGAUGACGACAUAACGACGAUGAAAAACAUUAGAUGUAAAGAUGUUUAUGUCAUGAAGGAUGAACAUAAUAUUAAAUUCACUGCUCAAGAUUUAUAUGACAAGAAAGCAGACAAAACAGAGCUUCAAACAUUAAAGACAGAAAUACUUCAAACAUUAUAUCCUAUAGGCUCUAUUUAUACGUCAAUGAACUCAACAAAUCCAGCAACAGUUUUAGGUUUUGGUACAUGGCAGCAGAUUGUAGACAAAUUCUUAUACUGUGCUAACUCUUCAAAGCAAACAGGAGGUUCGAAGAAAAUUACUGAAGCAAACCUUCCACCGCACACUCAUACAGGAACUACAAACACAACAGGUAGUCAUUCACAUUCAAUAACAAAAAGAGGUUAUACAAAUCUUGCAGCAGGUUCGGAUAGACAGGGAAUGCAUAGAUAUGAUAUUUCAAGUGACCCAGUAGAUUCAAGCGCAGGUAUUUUCUGUGGAACCGCAGGAAAUCAUGCCCAUACUUUCACAACAAAUCCAACAGGCUCGGGUGCAGAUUACAUGCCACCAUUUGUGACUGUAUUUGCAUGGUACCGCGUUCAAUGA